UACUACGAGCGUUCACAAAUGGAGAUGGCCACGCGCUCUUGUAUUCUUCACACAUAGAUUUGAAAGAUCCGUAGGUGUGAAAUCCGUUCAAUCCACCACCAUCAUCGUCGUCCAUCCGUGGGAACACACAGGCUAUUCUGCAAUGAUGAAUUCUGCCGAGGCGGCUGAGGAAGGACCGAAUGAUCCAGAUACGGACCCGUUUUUCAAAACAGUUCCCUCUUUCUCGUCAGGAUCUCUUAGAAAUGAUGGAAUAAAGGCGGCUGAUGUUCUGACAGUUUUAAGAGAGAAGGUCGCUUUUGUCUCAGGAGGAAGAGACAAGAGAGGGGGGCCCAUCCUCACCUUCCCAGCACGUAGUAACCAUGACAGAAUACAGCAGGAAGACCUGCGCAAACUGGUGACCUACCUCUCCACUGUGCCCAGUGAGGAUGUAAGUAAACGAGGGUUUACAGUGAUCGUCGACAUGCGUGGCUCUAAGUGGGAUCUAAUAAAGCCAUUGCUGAAGACUCUGCAGGAGUCAUUUCCAGCUGAGAUCUGCGUCGCUCUGAUUAUCAAACCAGACAACUUCUGGCAGAAGCAGAAGACCAACUUUGGCAGUGCCAAGUUUACUUUUGAGACCAGUAUGGUUUCAGUGGAGGGUCUCACAAAGUUGGUGGACCCAUCCCAGCUGACGGCAGAUCUGGAGGGCACCCUGGAGUACGACCACGUGGAAUGGACUGAGCUCCGCGUUUCCCUUGAAGAGUUCACAGGAGGUGCUCUGCACCUCCUCUCCCGGCUGGAGGAACUGCAGGAAGUGCUCUCCCGUCAGGAGCUGGCUGCUAACGCAGAGGAAGCUCGGAAGCUCCUGGAGGAGCAUGCUAGGCUAAGAAAGACCAUGACGAAGGCGCCAGUGGAUGAGUUAGACCAUGAAGGACAGAGGCUGCUUCAGAAGAUCAGGGAUGGGGGGGAUGGAAGGCUUUCGGGUGGUGCAGACUUCCAGAGUUUGGUACCUAAGAUUUCUGCCUUGCUGGAUAAACUUCAAGUUAUGCGACAGCACCUGCUACAGACCUGGCACAACCGUAAACAACAGCUGGACCAGUGCUUCCAGUUACGUCUGUAUGAGCAGGAUGCAGAAAAGAUGUUUGAGUGGAUAGGACACAAUAAAGAACUGUUCUUGCAGUCACACACAGACAUCGGCGUAAGCUACCAGCAUGCAGAAGAUUUGCAGACCCAGCAUGACCACUUUGCCAUGAACUCUAUGAAUGCAUAUGUGAACAUUUCACGUAUCGUCUCUGUGGCGACGCGUCUGUGUGAGGCAGGGCAUUACGCAGCGGGUCAGAUCCAGCAGAUCUCCAGUCAGUUAGAUCAGGACUGGAAGAGUUUUGCCUCAGCGCUGGAGGAGCGUAGUGCCAUCCUGGCCAUGUCCUCUGUGUUUCACCAGAAGUCUGAACAGUUUCUGUCCAGCAUGGAGGGCUGGGUGAAGUCAUGCGGUGAGAGCGGGUUGCCGACGGCAACGCAGGAGCUUGAGAUGGCCAUUCACAACCACCAGAAUCUGUAUGAGCAGGUCUCCACAGCAUACACAGAGGUCAGUCAGAAAGGGAAGACCCUGCUGGAUGUGUUGCAGAGGCCCCAGCCGCCAGCUGACUCUGGGUCUCUCACAGCUGGGACUGACUAUAGUCAGGCCAUUAGGGGGGUUUUGGAGAUGGUCCAUGAGGUAGUUCAUCAGUAUCGCAGACUAGAGGGUCUCCUGCAACACUCCAAGCUUCGACUGCACCAGAGAAUGCAGCUGUGUGUAUUUCAACAAGAUGUGCAACAGGUCUUGGACUGGAUUGAAAACCAUGGAGAGGCAUUCCUCAGUAAACACACAGGAGUUGGAAAAUCUGUGCACAGAGCACGAGCGCUACAAAAACGACAUGACGACUUCCAGGAGGUGGCACAGAAUACUUACACUAAUGCAGAUAAGCUGUUGGAAGCAGCGGAGCAGCUGGCUCAGACGGGAGAGUGUGAUCCUGAAGAGAUUUACACUGCGGCUCAUCACCUAGAGGUCAGAGUUCAAGAGUUUGUCCGCAGGGUGGAGCAGAGGAAACUGCUGCUGGAUAUCUCUGUGUCUUUUCACACCCACACCAAAGAGUUGUGGUCUUGGAUGGAGGAUCUGCAGAAGUCUCUGGUGGAGCCGGUGGUGAACUCUGAGUCGGUGGAUGCUGUUCAGGAGCUGAUCAGACAGUUUCAGCAGCAGCAGAGCAGCACGCUGGACGCCACGCUCAAUGUCAUCAAAGAAGGGGAGGAGCUUAUUCAGCACCUGCGGGACUCAGCACUGGCCUGUAAUAAGUUACCUCACGCCAGCUCAGUAUCUCAUAUUGAAGGGGUUCUCCAGCAGUUGGAUGAAGCUCAGGCUCAUAUGGAGGAGCUUUACCAUGAGCGCAGGAUCAAACUGGACAUCUUCCUGCAGCUCCGGAUCUUUGAGCAGUACGCAAUGGAGGUGAUGGGUGAGCUUGACGCUUGGAAACAGGAUUUAAUGCGACAGGCAUCUGACUUUAACACAGAAGAACUCACACUGGCUGAACAGAGACUCCACAGACACACUGAACGCAAACUUGCCAUGAACAACAUGACCUUUGAGGUCAUACAGCAGGGACAAGACCUCCACCAGUACAUCAUGGAAGUCCAGGCUUCAGGUAUGGAGCUUACUGGAGAGAAAGACGUCAACUUGGCGGCUAGAGUUCAAGAGCUUCUGGAGUUUUUGAAUGAAAAACAGCAUGAGUUGGAAGUGAGCUCCGAACAUACACACAAACGUCUAGAGCAGUGCCUGCAGCUACGACACCUGCAGGCAGAGGUCAAACAGGUGUUGGGUUGGAUCCGUAACGGCGAGUCUAUGCUGACAGCAAGCACAACAAAUGCUGGUUCCCUGUCUGAGGCGGAGCAACUUCAGAGAGAGCACGAGCAGUUCCAGCUUGCCAUUGAGUCUCUGCUUCAUGCCGACUCCCUCCAGCGCACCCACCAGAGUGCCCUGCAGCUACAGCAGAGAGCGGAGCUGCUUUUGCAGGCGGGCCACUAUGAUCCGGAUGCCGUACGGGCGUGUGCUGAGACCGUAGCCCUGCACUGGCAGACCCUUAUGCUGAAGAUGGAAGACAGACUGAAGCUGGUUAAUGCCUCCGUGGCCUUCUACAAGACCUCUGAGCAGGUGUGUAAUGUACUGGAGAGUCUGGAACUGGAGUACCGGAGAGAAGAGGACUGGUGCGGCGGUCAUGAUAAACUGGGCUCAAUGGCAGAGACUGACCACGUUAGCCCUUUAAUCAACAAACACCUGGAGCAGAAAGAGGCCUUUCUCAAGGCCUGUACAUUAGCACGUCGUAACGCGGAGGUUUUUCUCAAGUACAUCCAUCGAAACAAUGUGAGCAUGCCCGGGGUCGCCACACACAAUCGCGCAACUGAGACCCAGGUCAAAGCUAUUUUGAGUGAGCUGCUACAGCGAGAAAAUCGCGUCCUUCAUUUCUGGACUAUGAAAAAGAGGCGUUUAGACCAGUGCCAGCAGUACGUUCUGUUUGAACGACAUGCCAAACAGGCCAUAGACUGGUUACAGGAGACAGGAGAGUACUUUCUGUCCACACACACAUCUCCUGGUGAUAGCAAUGAAAAAACUCAGGAACUGCUGAAAGAGUAUGAAGAUUUCCGUGUCUCAGCUAAGCAAACUCAGGAGAAGGUGAAGCUCUUGAUCCAGCUGGCUGGUAGUCUGGUAGAGAAAGGGCACGUCCACGUGACGGAGCUGAAGAGGUGGGUGUCAACGGUGGACAGGCGGUACCGAGACUUUUCCAUGCGAAUGGGUCAGUACCGCUGCAGCUUAGACCGAGCGCUGGGACUGUGUUCUGAGGACCAUAAAGACCUGGAGCUGGACAUCAUCCCUGCCAGCCUGACCCACACUGACCCAGAGGUCAACCUCAAUGACCCCGACCACGACAUCAAUGAAGAAAAAAAGAAAUCUGCCAGAAAGAAAGAGUAUAUUAUGGCUGAGCUGCUGCAGACGGAGAGGGCUUACGUACGAGACCUGCAGGAGUGUUUGGAGACGUUUAUGUGGGAAAUGACGAGCGGUGCGGAGAUCCCAUCUGGAAUCACAAACAAGGAACAUGUGAUCUUUGGGAAUAUUCAGGAGAUUUAUGAAUUUCAUAACAAUAUAUUUCUAAAAGAGCUGGAGAACUAUGAGCAGCUUCCAGAAGAUGUGGGCCAUUGUUUUGUCACAUGGGCUGAUAAAUUCCACAUGUACGUCACCUAUUGCAAAAACAAACCCGACUCCAGUCAGCUCAUCCAGGGCCAGGCCGGGAGGUUCUUCGAUGAGAUCCAGAGGAGACAUGGACUGGCCAAUUCUAUCUCAUCAUACCUGAUCAAACCCGUCCAAAGAAUCACCAAAUACCAGCUGCUGCUGAAGGAGUUGCUGACGUGUUGUGAGGAAGGUAAAGGAGAAAUAAAGGAGGGAUUGGAGGUGAUGCUCAGUGUGCCCAAACGUGCUAAUGACGCCAUGCAUGUCAGCAUGCUGGAGGGUUUUGAUGAGAAUCUGGAUGUACAGGGUGAGCUGAUCCUACAGGACACCUUCCAGGUGUGGGACCCCAAAUCACUUAUCCGCAAGGGCCGCGACCGCCACCUCUUCCUCUUCGAAAUCUCCCUCGUCUUUUGCAAAGAGAUGAAAGACUCAUCGGGACGUACCAAAUAUGUUUACAAGAACAAGCUGCAGACAUCAGAGUUAGGAGUCACGGAACACAUCGAAGGGGAUCCGUGCAAGUUUGCACUGUGGGCCGGCCGGACGCCUACAUCUGACAACAAAACAGUUCUCAAGGCCUCCAGUAUAGAAAUAAAACAGGAGUGGAUCAGGAACAUCAGGGAGGUGAUUCAGGAGAGAACAGUCCACCUGAAGGGGGCGCUAAAGGAGCCCAUACACCCUCCAAAAACCCCAGCCAGACAGCGCAGCAUCAGCAAGAGGGACACUACUGAGGAUGCGGACAGUCAGGGUGAUGCCAGCAGUCAGCCCGACACAAUCUCCAUCGCUUCCCGCACAUCCCAGAACACUGUGGACAGUGACAAGUUGUCGGGUGGCUGUGAGCAGACUGUGGUUCUGCAGGAUUUCGUUGCGGGCUCAGUGGGUGAGCUGAGUAUUCAGUCGGGUCAGACAGUCGAACUCUUGGAGCGGUCUGGAGAGCGACCUGGCUGGUGUCUGGUGCGGACCACCGAAAACUCGCCCCCUCAGGAGGGUCUGGUUCCCAGUAGUACCCUUUCUGUGUCUCAUUCCCGCAGUAGUGUUGACAUGGACUGCUUUUUCCCACCUGGGAAAGAGAACUAUCCUGUGGGUAGUUCAGAGGUAAAAUCUGAAUCAGCUGCAUCCCUGCAGCCGCAGACAUCGGUGACCUCUUUGCCGACUGGUUCUCCAGGACCCAAACGCUCUGGAACUACUGGAAACACAUUAAAGAAAUGGCUCACCAGUCCCGUACGGCGCCUCAGCCAUGGCAAGGGUGACAACACUAAUGCCAAAAAACCUAACAAUAAGCAACGUAAACGAGACGGCCGCAAGAGUGUAGAAUUGGGCCCACCACACCAAGACAGCACCGAAGAGAGGGGAAGACGAGGAGUGAACAGUGGGGGAGAAGAGGAAGCCGAAGACGAACCCCACACCCCCCUCCCUCCUCCCAUGGAGAUCAUUAAGGACCCCUCUGCUCAGGAGGAGAAGACACCAGAGCCUGGCUCUUUUCCAGUGUUAGGCAGUGUCACCCUGUCUGAUCAGACACCCAGAGACCCAGAGACAGAACAGAAGAACAAAGCCAUGAGAGGACGAAUGUUUGUGUUAAAUGAAAUGGUACAGACAGAGAGAGACUACGUGAAGAAUCUGGGCAUAAUAGUAGAGGGCUUCAUGAGAAAGAUCGGAGAGAAAGGUGUUCCGGAGGACAUGACAGGGAAGGAUAAAAUAGUUUUCGGGAACAUUCAUCAAAUCUACGACUGGCAUAAAGAGUUCUUCCUCGGUGAACUGGAGAAGUGUCUGGAGGAUCACGAUAGACUGGCCGAGCUGUUUAUCAAGCAUGAGAGAAGGUUACACAUGUAUGUGAUCUACUGUCAGAACAAGCCCCACUCAGAGUUUGUGGUAGCUGAAUAUGAUACAUUCUUUGAGGAGGUACAGCAGGAGAUAAACUCCAGACUGUCUAUCAGUGAUUUUCUCAUCAAACCCAUCCAGAGGAUUACCAAAUACCAGCUUCUGCUCAAGGACUUUUUGAAGUACAGCUCUAAAGCAGGAUUUGACUGUAAAGAGAUAGAGAAAGCAGUUGAUCUGAUGUUCCUGGUGCCCAAACAAUGUAACGACAUGAUGAAUCUGGGACGAUUGCAGGGCUACGAGGGGAAGCUUGUAGCUCAGGGAAAGUUAUUGCAGCAGGACACGUUCUUCGUGACAGAGCAGGACAGUGGGGUUCUGUCUCGCAGUAAAGAGCGCAGAGUCUUCCUCUUCGAACAGAUCGUCAUCUUCAGCGAGCUGCUGCGGAAAGGGUCCUCAACACCGGGGUACCAGUUUAAAAAGAGCAUCAAGGUGAGCUACCUGAGCAUGGAGGAGCAUGUGGACAGUGACCCCUGUAAGUUUGUGUUAUUAUGUCGCGGCUCAUCUGAACGGUUAACGCUACAGGCUGCUAACAUCGACAUCAAGAAAGAGUGGGUGCAAAGCAUCAGAGGACUACUGGACAUGCAGAUGAACUUCCUAACGGCUCUCCAGAACCCACAGGAGUACCAGAAGAAGGAAAGUGGAGGUUCUCUGACCAGACAGUUUUCCAAUAGCAGCCGUUCCUUGUCUUCUCACCCCUCCACCCCCCUCAAACCUAACACCGCCCCCAAUGGCAGCCCCACCCACAAAUCCAACAAGCAUGCAGAGGAGGAGCUGGAUGAGGGGGAGUGUAACGGGUUGUCAUCGGUGCUCGUGACGCAGGACUACAACGCUGUAAAGGAGGACGAGAUCUGUGUGGUGGUUGGUGAGAAGGUGCAGAUCCUGGCGUCUAAUCAGCAGAACAUGUGCCUGGUUUAUCGACCAGCAAACAGCCAAUCACCUGCUGCAGAGGGCUGGGUACCGGGUCAUGUACUGUCCUCGACCCGGUAAAGCCACGCCCCCUCAACGCCUUGGAAUAAAACCACUACAGCCAGAACUCAACCAGUCAAAUUCACCCUUAAGUUUCACCACAGUGAACCAGUCUACUCUGGGAAGGCGUUGAAGACAUGCCAUUUAAACUCUUGCUAAGCUGCCUUUGGUCAGUCAGAACAGGAAAUCCCGCCUCUUUCCCCCGCUGUCGUACUGAUAAGGACUAAAGAUGCACACUGCGAAAAAACGGUGCAACAUCACCUCCAAUAGUCAAUAUGGACAAAAGAAAAUGGAAAAUAAGAAAGUGCAAGAAAAUCUAUUAUAUUGCUAAUAAUUUAAAAAAAGACUGUGUUGUAUAGAGAGAAAACUGAGGUGAAUCUGUCAGUGAAUUACGUGUGGAUUUGUAUGGAUGUUUAUGUCACCGAUUCUCAUCAACAUGCUCCAUUAUGCGCAACAGACUGUUUUUAAAUGGGGCUCCCUCUAAUUCCCUGUCUCUCUGUCUAUGCCAAGUCAUUUGCACAUGUGUAUAUUUAGUUUUAAUGAGAUUUUAUUUUUGGAAACUUUUUUCUUUUAAGUGUCUUAUUUUUUACGGCUACUAUGUGUGGCACAUCUAUUAUUUCCUUCAGUUCUUUUAACCAGUUCAGUGUUCUGUACAAAGUAUUCUACAAUUUUCCAACAAAUAGUAUCGCAAUGGCGGCAAGUUGUGCAAUAUCACAAUCGUCAUAAUGCUCAUAACUGUACUUGUAACUAAAGAUUUAAAUUUAUUAUUCUGUAUCAUUUUAAAUUUGUAGAUAAUAUUUUUGACAUUGCCAUAAUAGAUACACAGCAGAGGAAAAUGCUCCCUCUACUCCUGUCAGGCUCAAAAAAGAAAGCUAAAUAAAACUCUGCACUGCCUCCUAAACCAGAUCCUCCGAUUUUUACAUCUGACAUCAUCAGAUUUAGUAUGUAAUAAGUUACCAUCUGAAUCAUAUCAGGCCAGAUGUUUACUCAAAAUUAGUCAGUUAAAAAUGGAUGUUGUUGAUUUCUGAAAAGUAGUCUCUGCUGUCAGCGUUCCGAGAUCUCAGACAUGUGUGUAAAUAAACGUAAAAAGAUUAUUCUAGCAGGUAUAUCACUUGUUAAACUCUGGUAAUGUUGCUCAUAAUAAAGCUGACAAUUUUUCAUCUUGGACAUUUCGUGUUAUAUAUCAUUUGUACGCCUGUGAAUCUGUCAUUAGCUACAUUAGUGCAGAUAUUACAGAACUAUACUGUAGGUCUAAUACAAAAAUCAUUUUUAUCUAUAAAUGUUUAACAAAAGUAUUAUCAGAAUUAAUCAACAUCAAUCAUACAAAUCAUCUCUGUAUUACAGUAAUUGUCAAUGUGCAUUUAUCUUGUGGUGCAGCAUGUAAUUGCAUAUUUCUCCCGUAACAAUAUGAUGCAAUUUGUAACCUAAUAGUGUUUCUGACGUGCCAUUCUGAAAGCAGAAUGGUGGAGCAACCAUAUUGAAGUACAACAAAAUGUACAAAAAGUUCCUGCUGUAAUCAAUUGUACAGUAUGUCCUGCUCUCUUUCCCCUUCCCUCUGCUGUAGGAUGUCAACUACAAAAGCCAAGGGCUGGGUUUCCCAAAAGUCUCACAAGCUUAAGUUGACCGUAGAGAUCAUUGGCACCAAUGGUUUCUAAGGUCUACUUAGGCUUACAAUGCCUUUGGGAAACGCAGCCAAGAUCUUUAAAAGCCAAUAGGCUAUCAAGCUCCUAAAAUAACCAUAAAUGCACUAUAAAAGUAGUCCAUACGAUUUGUGCACUAUAUUCCAAAUCUCCUGAAGCCAUGUGAUAGCUUUGUAUGAGGAACAGACCAAAAAAGUCGUUAUUCGCUCAGAAACGUUCCUUCUGCCACAGUCCUCAAAUCACUUCUGCAAUUUCAAACUUGCCACAUCAUGACUGGUAACAAGACACACAAGAACCAACAGCAUUUGUCAUUAUUGACCUGACUGAAUUCCGAAUUUGCACAAAUGAGAUUUUGCAUGCUUGAUGAUACAACAAUAUUUCAAUGGUGCUUUUUAGUCCCAUUUUGGAACUUGACAGCCCCUGGUCACGGUACAUUUUCAUUGUAUGGAAAAGAGCAGCGUGAACACUUUUCAAAUCAUCUCCUUUUGUGUUGCACUGAAGUUAGAAAGUCAUACAGAUUUGGUACAAUAUGAAACAUUUUUGGGUGAAUUAUUCCAUUUAGUGUGCGAGUGAUUUGGAGGCUCAGUUCAAUAAUUAACAUGUUUGUUAAAUUUGUAGCAUGACAUUGUGGUUCCACUUAUUGGAGAAUUUGGGAUCUGUGAGGUCUUCAGGUACACUGAAGUAAGAUUGAACCACAUCCACAUACUGACUGAACGAGAGCGAGCUGAAGAGAUUAAUCUGUUUGUGAGAGAUUUGAGACUUCACUCGUUUCUCCCAGAGCUCCAGAACGUCCUGAAACACACAAUGAACUCACAACAAAUGUUGAAUUUCCGGUGUUCCCCUAAGCGAUGACAACGAAGGGCUUUGCGCACUGUAAAAGUCAGUUUUCCCUAUGAAAUUCUCUGGAUGGUCUCAAGCAGGAGCCAUUUCUAGCUAUAAGCGGCCUUUUAGGGUCCCCGAGCCACCAGGGGGCGCUGCAAAGCGUUUUAAAUAUAUCAAAACUGUGAUUUAGACUCAGGCAGCUGUUAUGGCUCAAUUAGACAGUUAUAUGGGGGCCCCUUGUGGCCUGAGAGGGAAGGGAGAAUGCGACUGCAAGGACAGAGUUGUAGCUAAAUGUGACAUGAACGCGCACGCUCAAAGGGUUUUUCAUCAUCAUUCGGCUCCAAGUAGGAUUUCGCUUACGGCCCCAAUAUGCUCAGAAACGGCCCUAGUUUUAGCCUCGCCAUAUGGAGGACAAAGCCUGCCAAUAUUAACAAUAAUAAACAUAUAAUUGCAAAUAAAUGUAAAAAAAAAAAAUGAAAAAGUGCACUUAUAAAGUCAUUUUCAAAUGUUACAAAAAUUAGCAUUUGUACUUUUUUUCCCUUAUGUCUUUAUACAUUUAUUUAUUUCCAAAUUUAUUUAUGCAUGUAUAUGUUUCCACAUUUAUUAUUUCCACAUCAAUAUAUUUCCAAAUGUAUUUACUGUAUUUCUACAUUUCUUUUUCUGUAUGGUGGUGAGGGGGCGUGUUUUCUGCUUUUGAGCUGCUCCAGAAUGAUGUUUGGAGGCCACAGUGACAUACUGUGGUUGACAAAAUUAAUGCAAGUCUACAGACUCAAAAUAUAGCCACAGAUGGGCGUGCAUUUAGACAUUGUAAAAUAUACCUGUGAACAGAGCAAGUCAGAUAGGAAAUAAAUUAUCUCUGUUAAAUGAAUGACUUAGACGUUGGUGAUAUGACCAAAAUCCAACUGUAAUUAUGCAUACAUAUGAUGUUUUUUGUUUUGUUUUUUUAUCAUGUUCUGAAAGUAAUCAUAAAUGCCUUAAAGCGGCAGCUCUCUAGCAUUGUUAGCGGCAUUGAGUGGAUUUCUUGUGUGCCAGUGGACACUACCAUUCGAGUGGGAGAGAGGGCGGGUAGAAAGAAGGGGAGUAGUUUGGUUAAAAAAAAAAAGGUUAAUGGUGUGUUGAUCUGGCAGUGAUAAUUCAAAAUAAAUAGCUGCGCUUCUCUCUCUCUCUCUCUGCCCUUUAUUCCCUCGCUGAGCUGCCACCCGAGGCAACUGCCUUGUUUGGCUAUUUAUACAGGUCAACCAUGAAUAAACACAAGCUCUCAUCACCAACAUCUGUUGCGUUUCCAAUAAAUGUGAUUAAUACGGGAUAUUUUCAUGUGUGCAGAGGUGGAGUAGCCAAAAACUGUACUCAAGUAAAAGUACAAUUACUUUAAAUAAAUAAUUACUCAAGUAGAAGUAAAUGUACUAACACAAAUAAUUACUUGAGUAAGAGUAAGGAAGUAUCCGAUUAAGAGUACUCAAGUAGUGAGUAACUACUUUCACAAAUGACAUAAUGGACAUUAACUCCCCUAUAUUCAAUUACAUAAUACACAUUUAACAUGUAUUACAGAAUUAUUAUUUUUAUUAUUAUAAUUAAUGGAAAUUCUGUCAUCA
Molecule: messenger RNA, 11120 nt
Organism: Myxocyprinus asiaticus (Chinese sucker)
Lineage: Eukaryota; Metazoa; Chordata; Actinopteri; Cypriniformes; Catostomidae
Product: kalirin-like
Exons: 48
Coding region: 143-7087 (2314 amino acids)
Biological process (GO): axon guidance; intracellular signal transduction
Cellular component (GO): cytoplasm; postsynaptic density
Molecular function (GO): protein binding; guanyl-nucleotide exchange factor activity
Source: RefSeq, a predicted model, not a curated record